AUGGCCGAUGGAUUUUGUCGCGGUCGAGCGAUUUGGUCGGCCAAAUUCGUUUUGGCCGAGAGAAUUUCGGCCGAGGCCGAGCGAUGUUUCCCGGAUCGACCGGCACGGUCGGUCCGUUCCGAUACGAAAAUUUCGGCCGAUCGCGGCCUUUUUCCCGGUUCGUGCGUGUCGCGCGAACGGUUUCUGUCGCGCAAGAUAGGCCGAUUUCCUUCCCGGCUCGACCGGGUCGGCCAGAUGGAAUUGCUCGGCCAAAAUUCUUUGCGCGUCCGCGGCCAAUGUUUUGGCGCGGAUUGUGUUUUCACACCUUUUUCUCCUUCUAUCCUAUCUUAA
Molecule: messenger RNA, 330 nt
Organism: Microthlaspi erraticum
Lineage: Eukaryota; Viridiplantae; Streptophyta; Magnoliopsida; Brassicales; Brassicaceae
Source: the annotation of a GenBank genome assembly